UGGGAGGCGCAGUCUGGGUGGGUCUCUUUUGGGUCCGCAGGGGGCGGAGGCUUCGGCCUGGGCCUCCCCUGCGGGGACCGGGGCGCAUCCGUGACCCGCCUGUCUUUUUCUCCCUCGGGAGGACGGAGGAGCCCGGCGGGGGAAGGAAGGAGGCGCUGCCCGAGAGCAGGAGGACGAGAGCCGGCCCCGCGGAACAGCCCUGCCGAGUCCCCGGGGCUGCAGGAGAGAUGAGGCUAGUGAGACUCCGGGAAAGACGGCUUCCUGGAGGGCAAUGCGGGGAGAAGGACACGUGCCUGGAAGGCGGGGGAUCCCUUGGAAGACCCCGGCAGCCCCGAAGGAUCCAGGAGGAAGGAAAGAGAUAUCAGUGCCCGGCAUGUGAAAAAUCCUUCAAAACAAAUGGAUGUUUUGAAAACCAUCUAACCACCCACUCAUUAGAGAAACCAUUUAAAUGCUCGGAAUGUGAGAAAUCCUUCAAAAGAAGUGACCAUCUUCAAAGGCAUCUAAGGACCCACUCAAAAGACCAACCAUUUAAAUGCCUGAAGCGUGGGAAGCACUUCAAUCAUAGGAGCAGUCAUGAUAGCCAUCUAAGAAUCCACACCGGGGAAAAGCUUCAUAAAUGCCUGGAGUGUGGAAAAUCUUUCAAAAGAAAUGACCUUCUUCAAAAGCAUCUAAGCAUCCACACAGGAGAAAAGAAAUAUGAAUGCCCAGAAUGUGAAAAAUCCUUCAGAAUAAAAGACCUUCUUCAAAGCCAUCUAAAAAUCCACACAGGAGAAAAACCUUAUAAAUGCUUUGAGUGUGGAAUGAGCUUCAGUCAUAGCAGCAGCCUUUAUAGACAUCAAAGGAUCCACUCAGGAGAAAAACCUCAUAAAUGCCUGGAGUGCGGAAAGAGCUUCAGUCAUAGUAGCAGCCUUUAUACACAUCAAAGGAUCCACACAGGAGAGAAACCAUUUAAAUGCCUGGAGUGUGGAAAGAGCUUCAAUGUGAUUGCACGCCUUUAUAGACAUCGAAAAAUUCACUCCGGAGAAAAACCAUACGAAUGCCUGGAGUGUGGAAAGUGCUUUACUGAGGGUUCAGGCCUCUAUCAUCAUAAAAAAAUCCAUACUGGAGAGAAACCAUAUAAAUGCCUCGAAUGUGGAAAAAGUUUCAAUGAGAGAAGAGACCUGCGUAGACAUGAAAUGAUUCACACAGGAGAAAAACCACAUAAAUGUCUGGAGUGUGGAAAGAGCUUCAAUCGGAAGGGGAUCCUUUACAGACAUGAGAGAAUCCAUUCAAGAGACAAACCAUAUCAAUGCCUGGAUUGUGGCAAGAGCUUCAGUCAGUUGGGAAACCUCUCCAGACAUCAAAGGAUCCACUCCGGAGAGAAACCGUACGAAUGCCUGGAGUGUGGAAAGAGAUUCAAUCUGAGGGAAAGCCUUAACACGCAUCAGAGAAUCCAUUCGGGAGAGAAACCAUACAAAUGCUUCGAAUGUGGGAAGAGCUUCAGUGUGAGAGAAAGCCUUUACAGACAUCUAACUAUCCACUCAGCGGAAAAGGAAUAUCAGUGCCCGGAAUGUGAAAAAUCCUUCAAAACAAAGAAUGAUCUUGAAAACCAUCUACGAAUCCACACAGGAGAAAAACCUCAUUUUUGCGUUGAGUGUGGAAAGAAAUGUGAAAAAUCCUUCAAAAAGAAUGAUAAACUGGAAAACCACCUAAGAAUCCACUCGGGAGAAAAGAAAUACAAAUGCCCGGAAUGUGAAAAAACCUUCAAGAGAAAUGGACAUCUCCAAAUCCAUCUAAGCAUCCACUCAGGAGAAAAGGAAUAUCAAUGCCCAGAAUGUGAAAAAUCCUUCAGAAGAAAAGACCAUCUUCAAAGCCAUCUAACAAUCCACUCAGGAGAGAAACCUCAUAAAUGCCUGGAGUGUGGAAUGAGCUUCAAUCAUAGAAGCAGUUUUAGUAGACAUCAAAGAAUCCACUCAGGAGAGAAAACAAAUAAAUGCUUGGAGUGUGGAAAGAACCUCAGUGAUGGGAGCAGCCCUUGCAGACAUCAAACAAUCCAGACUGGAGACAAAACAAAUAAAUGCCUGGAAUGUGGAAAGAACUUCAAUGAUAGGAGCAGCCUUUAUAGACAUAGAAGAACCCACUCAAGAGAAAAACAGUAUAAAUGCCUGCAGUGUGGAAAGAGCUUCAGUCAUUGGAGCAACCUUGAUAUACAUCAAAGGAUCCACUCGGGAGAGAAGCCAUAUAAAUGCUUGGAGUGUGGAAUGAGAUUCUGUCAGAGGAGCAGCCUUUAUAGACAUAGAAGAACCCACUCAGGAGAAAAACUGUAUAAAUGCCUACAGUGUGGAAAGAGGUUUCAUCAGAAGACUAACUUUUAUCUACAUCAAAAGAUCCACUCAGGAGAGAAACCGUUUCAAUGUGCGGAGUGUGGAAAGUGCUUCAGUCAGAAGAGAAUCCUUAAUGGACAUCAAAUAAUCCACUCAGGAGAGAAACUGCAUAAGUGUGUAGAUUGUGGAAAAAGCUUUACUCGGAAGGGACACCUUUAUGCACAUCAAAGAAUCCAUACAGGAGAAAAACCGUAUAAAUGCCUGGAGUGUGGAAUGAGCUUUGCUGAGAGUAGAAAGCUCCGCAAACAUCAAUGGAUCCACACUGGAGAAAAACCAUAUAAAUGCCUGGAGUGUGAAAAAAGCUUUAGUCAGAGAGUAAGUUUUUAUAACCAUCAAAUGAUUCACACAGGAGAAAAACCACAUAAAUGCCUGAAAUGUGGAAAGUGUUUUAAUAUUAGAGCAACUCUGUAUAAACAUCAAAUGGUUCACACAGGAGAAAAACUACAUAAAUGUCUGAAGUGUGGAAAGAGCUUCAAUCGGAGAGGAAACCUUUACAUCCAUCAAAGAAUCCACUCAGGAGGCAAACCAUAUAAGUGUUUAAAGUGUGGAAAGAGUUUCUCUGCAAACAGAAGUCUUUAUAGGCAUCAAAGAGUCCACACAGGAGAAACAUCAUAUACCGUUUCCUCAAAAAUAAACCCAGCCUGAUUUUAAGCAUGCACCUAAUAUAAGCCCUACCCAAAAAUAAGACCCAGUGAAGGGUGGGGUAUGGCCAGUAGAGGAGGGAGCAAGCCCAUGCAAGCCGACACUGGCAGCAGACGGAGGCAGAGGUGCAUGCUGGGAGGCAGGUGAUGUAGAUGCACUUGCUGGACCAUGUGAAAACCAUUAGGCUGGAGGCAGCAGCCAACUGCAGGAGGCUCAUCUUCGUAUCUGUCAGCUUGCCUGCAGCCUUUGCGGCACAUUGGGAUCACCAGCCUUUUCCUUGCGCCUCUACCUCUGUCUGCGGCCGAUGUUGCCACAGGAAUAUGAGCCUUCCACCACUGGCCGGCACUCCUGCUCACCGACUCCACCUGCCUUCCCUCCCACCUCUGCUUCUGCCUGCUGCUUACACAGGUAAUCAACUCACCUGUGCUGCACAGGCUGUGCCUGCUUUCAGACACUGUCUUCCUGUGCGCACUUGGCACCUCUAUUGCUUUUGCAGGUGGGUGGGGUGCCCAGCCCUACUGAUCACCAAGAAAUUGUGUUUCCAUGAAAAUAAGCCCUAGUGUUUAUUUUGGGACCCAAAAGAGUAAGUAGAUGUAUUACCAUAAAGGACAACCCAUUGAGUACAGUUUGUCAAGCAGUUACAAAUCAAGCCAUCCAAUUCAAUAUUGAGUUUCAUCCCACCAGGUUUCCGUAAUAGCAACUGUGUCCUAUGUACUUUCAAGUUCAUUCUGUUUGUUCCCUAAACUUUGAGCAUUUGUAUAUAGGCAUUUGAGUCCUUUAUGGAUCUUGGGUAUGUUUUUUAUAUCUCCUACUUUGUAUCUGGGGUUUCCAUCCUUUCCAUCCAUCCCUCUCUACUUUACUGUGUUUUUCCUUUUUUUCUUCUUUCUCUUUACUCUCUACCUCCUUGGUUAUCUAGUGGUUUUUUGCUUGGAAUCAGGUUCUAUAGGUCUUGAAGAUUGGACCCCCCCCUCAAUUUUAGUUUAAAGCCCUUCUGAUAAGAUGAGCCAGUUGUUUGCGGAAUAUAUUCUUUCCAGUUCUUAU
This is a messenger RNA of Notechis scutatus (mainland tiger snake), 4046 nucleotides long. Lineage: Eukaryota; Metazoa; Chordata; Lepidosauria; Squamata; Elapidae. The record is from RefSeq and is a predicted model, not a curated record.